This is a messenger RNA of Notodromas monacha, 2883 nucleotides long. Lineage: Eukaryota; Metazoa; Arthropoda; Ostracoda; Podocopida; Cyprididae. The record is from the annotation of a GenBank genome assembly.
CAGCUCCUUGAAAACGGCAGCAGCACCAGGUGCUGAUCCGAGCCGCUAUAUAGUGCUCGGGUGCCCAUGGUUCAGAAAUAGAAAACAUGUGAACUCUCGGGAUGAUGAGAAAUGCUUCUUUGCUCGGAGUGCGUGUGUGUAUGAUGGAAGCUGCGUGAUAGGAGCAACAUACAAUAGGGCACGCAUCAAGCAAAGCAGUCGUCAUGCGGCCGAUGGUGCGGAUCCUAGUGCGGCCCGGGUUCAGUUAUUGGUGUCGGCUUCCAGCCGCAUCAGUGCAGGUUCUUCUUGUUGUCGUCGUUGUUGUUGUUGAGUGCAUCCCGAACAGGAACGCAGUGAACCUUGCGCAUAAUCACUUCGAUGAAUCCCCAUCAUCGUCGUCGUCACUCAUCAUCGGUCACGGGCAAUCACAGUUCAUGCAGCCUACUGUCCGAAGCAGGGUCCACUUUGCGAAACAAGCAACAGCGACUACUGGAAGAUUCCUUCAUGCAACCAUCAGCCCAUCGUCUGAGGCGUCCAUUACAGCUGCAUUACUAACGCUUGCCGAGCAGCCCAGGACGCAAACAACAAACGCUCCAACAGCAUCAACCGCUUCCCAUGCAGGCGAACAGCACAACGUGGACCACGCAAGUCUGCGGAAACAGCGUUUGAUCCGCGCGAGGGCGCACCUUAAAAGCUUUCGUUCUAAAGCGGGAGUCCGAAAGUUGUCGCCCAACUCGCUCAGGACUGCCUCACCAGAUGAAGCCAAUGCUGUAAUCAUGUCACAGCGACUGUUGGCAAGGUACAAGAGAGGAAUUUUGCAUGACCUGCGUACCCUGUUCAAGGAUGGCAAUGAGCUGCAGCCCCUGCAGUAUAUCAAUAAUGGGUCCAUAUUAAAUGAGGAUAAUAGACCUGCGGUGGCCUCUGAGGGCCUCCUCAAAGUGCUGGGGGAUGAGCUGCUGAAGCAGAGGGAUCCUGAAGGGAACUAUAAUUUGAUGACGCAUGAACCCUUGGAACUAGAUUCAAAUGAUGCUGAAGCCAAAGAAGAGGACUCUGGCUCAAACAUGAAGCGCUCUGUAGAAAAUUCUAAUGGUCAAUUCUUCCCUGCCUUGGUAUUGAUGAUGCCCAUGCUUAACAACUCAACAGAAACCUGCAUGACUACCCAGUCUGCAAAUAUUGAGCCAUCAGAGCUCAGAGAUCCUGUCAGGGAUGUGUCUUCCAAGAGCAUCACUAAGCGGCAGCCAGAGCAUCCAAGCAGGCUAUUCAUGCCUGUGGACAAUAGGCCCUUAAUGGACUUUAUUGAGCCAUUGUCAGAAACUGUACACUAUCAACAGCCUCAGUCAGACAGGACAAGUUGCAGGUCAGAUUACUGCAAGGACCUCAUGAAUACCUUGCUGGAGAAACAAAGAGCUGAGAUGCUGCUGCUGUCCAAGAAAUUUCAGAGGUCCAAGGAGAGGUUACUGGAGAGACAAGCAAAGGAGAGGCACUUGAUCUUGAGCAGCAUAGACAAGGAUUGCUGGGAGGAGCCUGUGAAGCAACAAUUCAUUGUCAACUCAUCCACAACAGAAGCACCGCCCACCACCUUCGUGACCCCGCCCACACAACCCUUAGCCACAGCCCUGCUCGCAUUCCCUUUCCUGAAUGCCACUGGGUCCGGACACCCCCACGCAAUCCCAAUGCUGGCGAAUCUCGCCUGGACUUCUCAACAGGUGUCGCCCCUGACGUUCACGCAGGCAAUAAACACCACGACCAUUUCGUCGGCGGUGGUGCCAAAGAAAAAGAAAAAGAAGCGCAGUGGUUCCGGGAAGAAAGCCAUGGAGGAGAAACGCACUAAGCGGGAGAUAAGCAUUGGAACAGAGAGGGAGCCACAAGCGUUGCGCACGGCCCUGGAUGCUAGUCACAGGAACUACAGCAGCUCUGCAAUAGCGAAAAUGGCCAGAGUUAAGCUUCAGCAUUCCCCUGGGCAGAGGUUUGGACGUUCUGGAGAGGAGAUGCAGGAUGACUGGGCACCAUCAGCAGGGUUUGAUGCUCCUUUUCCACCACAAACUCUUGGGAACUACAAUGAUGGGGAUCCCAAUGACAUGAUGUCUUCUGAUCCCUGUGGAGUGCCCUAUGCCAUGGGUAUGGACAAGGACACAUACCAGAGAAUGAUUUUGAUGCCUUUCACAUACCUGGGCCUGGUUUUCACACUCCUUUUGUGCUCUAUGUACACCAGAUUCAAGCGUGGGAAGCCUGUCAGCCCCUGGAGUUGCUGUCCUUAUUCCGCAGUGGGAGGGUCAGCGGGACAAUUGACUGGAAGUGGAGCAGCAGGAACCAUUGGUCCAGAUGGCACUAUCGUUGGGUCUGGCCAAGGCCAAGGGAGCGAGUACGCUAGCGUGCGGCAGGGCGGUACGAUAAUCGGCGUUACAGCCGGACCAGGAGGCAUGGGCGGAGUAGGUGGAGCCCCAGGUCCCGGUGGCAGCUACGGAAGCGUAGGUGGGGGCGGGUCCGUUGCUGGAGCUCCGAUGGGGGGCGGGUCCGUUGCCGGUGCACCAGGCAGUGUCGCUGCGGGAGGCGGCCCUGCUGGGGCUCCCCCGGGCUCUACCGCAACGGCCCCCAAAGAGAAAACACCGCUGCCUUACGAACGCAUCCCAACGCCGGGGGUGUCACCGUAUCUGUGGAGCCCUCCGGCCACAGUGUUCCAACCAUCUCCUACACCAGCGGGUUCGUUCGCAGGGAGCCCGACUGGUGGCGCUGAUGCCGACGGUGAUGAGUCGGAUGGUGUGGCCAACGAAGACGGUUACAUGCGCGGGAAGCAUUGACAGCGUGACGUGUGUUCCCGACUUUCAUCCGCGUUUGAGUGUUCGUGUAUCUCUCUUGUUACAUCUGCCUUUUAAGCAUAUAAGAAUGAUCAUUGAAACAAACGAA